AUGGCGGCAUCCCCACCUCUAUACCGGAGCCCGUCAGUUGACAGAACCCAGCUCAGCGCAGCCUUCUUCAUGACUGAGUUUGCAACGAAGUUUCUCACAACUCCGCAUUUCAUGGCCAGCUUGUUUCGCACAUACUUCUCUGUUGAUUGUUAUGGGACUAUCAAUGCUGGCGCGAGCGCAUCCCUCAGGUUGCCAGCCGUAUUGGCUGUCAAUGCUCUUGCCCAAGGGCAUUUCGGCCGAGCUAUGGGCGACGCAGUAUCUGUACAGCAAAGUUUCUAUCAAUAUGGGCUCGCCUUAAAAUCAAUGUCAUCGUCCAUCUCUGCUUUAGGGUUCGUCGAUCUCACCCUUCCUGGCCUCAAAAUGUGCCCCGUAUCUACAAACUGGCAAAGCCACAUCCGCGCUUUAUCUGACGCCAUUGCUCUCAGAGGGGAAGACCACCCCUACUCUAAAACAAACAAGCAACUCAUAGCCGCUUCGCGUUUAAUGAUUUCAUUGGAAUCACUCUCUUCUAGGCAACUGGGUAGCCUGACACCUUACGAAUGGCGAAAGAGGUCUACCAUCCGUUCUGCCUGGCUUACUGAGGCCAAAACAACGAUAUACACCAGCCAGGAUCUGAUUCCAUCCCGGGGGAACGAGAUAUAUACGUUUCUGGAUUCUUUGAUGGACUCUCUCUCCGCGUUGGCGACUCUGAUAGGUCGAUAUGACCAUCUGGUCAUUAAACUUCUUCAGACUGGCAGGGUGGGCGACGGUGAGCUUAGUCAAGCUUUAAUUGGGCUGUAUCAUGAAGCGGAAACCCUGUUGAGCCAGACAGAAUUAUCGGCUACGGGAUGGCAAACAAUGGUUCAUGAGGUUCCAAUCACCGAGUGUCAAUCGAAUCCAAGCGGUGACCAAGAGGAGGCAAAGGAUCAUUCGAAGUUUUGGCAUAUGUUUGAACAGGACUUGCACUCAUUAUUUGACACCCUCCUUCACUUCCACUCGAUGCACGAGUAUCAAGCCUUCACGCUGUACUGGACCAUUGUCAUAUCAUUACGCUUGCAGCUUAGCGAUGUGGUCUCGAUGAUGAUGGCCAUCAACUCACAAUUUAUACCUGCCGAUCCUGAAAAGGAGAUCCAUCGUCACCGCACCCAGCUCGUCAGGUAUGCGGAGAAUGUUCUUCGGGCCAUCGCCUUCGCAGAGAACGUCGCCAACCGAAGACUUGCGCCCUUUUUCAUCACAACCGCUUUCCAGAUGACGACCGUCGUGCUGGAAAAGGAGUGCGAGGUCCUGCGAGGGGAACACGGGAAUCUGGAGAUCAUCCACAGGUAUGAGGCGAUGAAGGCCCUGGCGUGGCGAUACAUGAAAUGGGGCUUGCAAAGUAAGAUCCCGAUCAAACUGGACACUACAGGCCGUCUCUCUUGA
This is a messenger RNA of Clonostachys solani, 1398 nucleotides long. NCBI's taxonomy places the organism in Eukaryota, Fungi, Ascomycota, Sordariomycetes, Hypocreales, Bionectriaceae. The record is from the annotation of a GenBank genome assembly.